AGCGUUGUUAAACUCGUUUUCUUGAAGCGCUGCGCGCAGCGAACGUCUCAGCGAUUUCACUGGUUCGAGGUUAAAUCUGCAGCGAUCGAACCAGGUGCUUUUUGCGCUUAAACAAAAUGGCAGCCACCACGAUGGAAUUCGUCGAAUUUGUUUACGAGAACUUAAAAAUUGAACUAAAAGUUGAUUCUUCAAUUAAACGUCGUUUAGAAAAUGAUCAUGAUUUCAUUCCUCGGUUUUUUGAAGAACUGAUAUAUGAGAGGGGAAUGAGAGAACAGAUUGGUUUACCGGAAGAUGUUGAUAUUAAUUCAAUAAGACUGGCCAGCAAAUCACACGAGGAGGGAGAAUCAGGAGACUUCUCUUGGACUGAUUCCUCCACGCUGUUGUUGAUAACAACACGAUUAAAUAUGGACGAUGAAUUCAGAAAACACAUAAGAAAAACAAAAUUGUAAAAAUAAGACAUUGUAUUGCAAAAAUGAAUUCCUUUUAAAAUUUUUCGAAUUAAAUAAUUCGCUAAACAUUCCAACAAUUGCACUGAGAGCCGCCAUUUUGGAACUGCAGCGCUGCCCCGUGUGCGUUGUUAAAAGACAUUCAGCAGCGAUCGCAGCGCUCUUGCAUCCUAAGCUGCAGCGCUGCUCCGCGGCGCUGAAUUUAACAACAACC
Messenger RNA from Centruroides sculpturatus (bark scorpion), 660 nucleotides. RefSeq lists its product as uncharacterized. The coding region runs from base 117 to 449 and encodes 110 amino acids. Lineage: Eukaryota; Metazoa; Arthropoda; Arachnida; Scorpiones; Buthidae. The transcript is spliced from 3 exons. The record is from RefSeq and is a predicted model, not a curated record.